AUGAACAGUGCUCGAUCAGUCUCUUUUACGGCCGCAAAAUUGCUAUGGGAUCCAGAACUAAACCCUUCCUGCCGGACUCUGUUAUAUCGGGUUGACGGUAUUGUCGAAGGACGAAAUGAACCAGACCCUGACCCGGUCGUGGACCCAAGACGUCCUUUACACUUCAGAAAUCUAUGCAAGAAAUCAGUGAUUGAUUUGCCGAUCCCAAGUUUCAAGGUUGACGUAUAUUACGUCGGUGAGAAACCGGAAAAAGAAGUCACAUUUUCAAACUUGAACGACAACAUCACAUUUAAGAACUUGGAAGAUAUGUGUCGUCAUUUCGGCACAAUUAUAGAGGCAAAAAUCUAUUAUCACCCGAAGACACAACGUCACCUCGGUAUCGGAACCGUUGUCUUUACGUCUUCAAAAAGUGCAAGAGUUUGUGUAGAACACCUUAAUCAGACGUCAAAGAUGGGAAAUAUUAUGACCGUACAGGUGGACCCUUUCGGAAAAAUUAGAGUUCGUUUGAUUGCUGAGCAAAUGUCUGAUCUCCUUCCCAAACAGAAUGACCAAAUCCACCUUUCAGACAAGUCUUUUGUCAAUUCAACAUACACUAAUAUGCCUCCUAAUUUUCCGCCACAUGUUUCUUCGAAUUGUGAUCAUGCUUCAUACGAUCCUACUCUGCGUCAGUCACAUUCGAAUUCAAAUUUUGGUAGUCAUCACAAAGCGUUUGAAAGCUUACCACAAUCGCAUUGCAUGACAACUUUUAGAUCUCAUCUUUUUCCUAGGUUCUCUGAUAAACAACAUUCAGAUUUGAGAAGUUGUUUACAUCCGGACAAAUCAGCAUGUGUCCUGGAUACUGAUGAUGUGUCAGAUUUAUCUCAUGUUACCACCCAACGGUAUCGGAAAUCAUCAAGUGAUCUAAACAUCCAUGAGAAAGGUAUGACUCACUCAGCAGCAGACCAUGACGCACCCUCAUCUGAAGUGGCUGCAAGUGUAUCGAAAAGGUGUUGUAAUAGUGAAGAUGUAAAACUUCAGGAGUCUCAGUAUUAUGAAGAGUCUCUUGAAGCUCGCAUACAGAAACUGCUUAAACUGAACUCUGUAAAACCGGCUUCCGAAUUAAGCGAUGCUCACCAUAGUCCAGUUGUCGUAGAUCAUAAUUCCAAUGUCUGUAACGCUCUUCCAAUCACUUCAGAAACAUAUUUGCCAACUUGUGUGCAUAAUAAACCUGAUGAUCCUGUACAUUCAGAGAAACCUUCCAAAACAAUAGCUCAAAAAGGAAAUUCGCAUUUUGAUUCAUCAAAAAAUACACGGGUAGUGACAAGUCCUUCAAAUCGCCGCACACUUUUGCCUACUCCUGAAGGAUCAAAUGAAACUGUCAAAGGACCUUUGUUUAAUCCUCACCGUCCACCUCUUUUAAAAACUCCUUAUAAGUCGGUGGACAUUCAAGAAGUUCUUAAAAUAAUUGAUGAUGUGCAUAUGGUUUUUGUAGAUGAAUUACGAGGGAUAAUACAACGCGAUGUAACCCGAAAGCUUGUUGAAGGUCAAGCGUUCAAACUAUUUUCAGAUUGGUGGGAUUCUAAAGAACGGGAAUGUAGACUCAAUCAUGCCAAACCACUAUCUACCAACAGCCUGUACCAAACUAAUCAUCCGACCACUAAGGAUGAUAUGUGUACUAAUUCCCUGGAAAAGUCAAAUACAUCUCAUGAAUUCACUGUAUUAUCGCGCACUGACCAGAAUGCCAGUACUAACCUAUCCAAUUCUUCGUCUAUCCCUAGUACAAUUUCAUCUAAUAAUCCUGUAUCAAGUAUGUCUGAAAAUAACACCUUGUCUUCCAGUUUCAAACUUUUCGGUCUUGGUAUGUUCACCGGCUUGCGAUCUGCCUUGCCGAAAAUCAGACGUAAACCUCGUCCACCUAGUCCAUUGCCACCGUGUUCAAGUGCUACUACUUCGACAUCGAAAAAUGAGUCUCUUACUGUUUGUCAAGAUGAACGAAAUACAAAUUCUCUUCAUGAAUGUGAGUUAAAGCUGAAAACGUCUCCUGUUUGGAAAUCUCAUCAUUCCCGAACGCAAAAGGAUAGUGAUACUUCAUGUUCAGAUAUGGAAAAUGAUAAUGUAAACAAUGUUUGCCGAGAAGUUUCAGAGUCUUCAGACAAUGAAAGUUCCACAGAGAGAUCGAAUCAAACAACCAAUGGUCGUGUAAAAAAUCUGAAGAAAUCCAAUGAAUGUCAAAGCAGACGACGUUCUGAACGUUCUGACAAAGAUGAUAAAUGUGAUCGGAAACGGUCACAGUCUAAACUGUUACUAAAACCAAGUCCUUCUCCUGAAAACAUUUGUACAAGUGACUACGCAUCGUCGAAUGAUAGUGAAAGUAUUGUGCCGUCGAAACCACGUCGUCCUAUCAAGUUUCAUAGAGGACACUCACGAGUUUCAGAUGUAUUUGCGCAAAGCAGCUCUACUAGCUCUACUGGAUCAAAUUCACCAUCUGAUAAUGAAAGUUCAGAUCCAUCAACUGAACCACAAAAUGAUCCCGAAGAAGCGAACAGAUAUAAAAAGCCUUCAUCUGAUGAACACUCUGAGGAUUCAGUUUCUGAAUCAAGGUCUCAUAAUCAUGCAUGUUUAUCACCUGUUGAAACUUCUCAUUGUGAACCUAUACAGAAUGGGAACUCUGUUAAUUCAAACUCUUCACCAAUUUCUUCACAAUCAGAGAGUACUUUGGAUUCUGAAGGGAAUGAAGAAAAAUCACCUGAAACUGCAGGUGAAAUUCAGAAAUAUCAAGCUAAUACCAUCUUUCAACGGUCACCCGUACGUAAGCCUAUACACUCUCCUCCAAGUGAAGUUCAACGUAAACGAGGUCGACCUCGAAAGAAUGACCAGCAAUCUACUAAAAGUUUAUCUCGUUUGAGCCCACAGAAAGAUACACGUAGUUUUACAGGUUCUUUGGAUUCUACGAACUCUAGUUCCGAAGAUGAUGUGCUACAAAUGAAUAACAAUAAUUCCAUUUGUUCACUUCUUAAGGAUAUCCCUCCCCACAAUGGAACACCUACCCUAGUUAAUCCAGUAAACCGUCAACCAAAUUCUGAUUGGUCUAUACUGCGUGCUUCUUUGGAACUUCAGCCUUCAGAUUAUGCAGUUCCGUCAACGUAUAACUGUCAACUGUCUGGGGGCUCACGUAGAAAACAGAAUCUUGUUAGUCUGCGUAGGAACGAUAAUGAAUACAUAUCAGCCGCUGACCAAAGGAAUAAACUAAUAUCAUUUACUGAGCCUGAUGUUCCUCAUAAGAUUAGUUUAACUUCUGAUCAAAAACUUCACAGAUAUCCUCCAUAUCAUCCACCGAGAAUUCCUGUAUCGUCAGAAGAACAUGAAGACUUGAAACUACCUGUGAAGUGUAUGAAUACAGCUAAUAACUACUUCUAUAAUCAGAGGAAGUCGGAGAAUCUACAUGACGAAAAUGCCGAUAGUGAUUCGACUGAAUCUGUAGAAAUCGAAGAAAUUGUAGAAGACAAAUACAUGUGGCCUGAAUGUUUGCUUGCUGAUCAUAAUUACUUUCGUAUUCCUGAAAUUGGAUCUGUUAUUCACUAUCGAUCUACUAAACGUGUCAAUAAGUACAAAUCGAAAAUGAAUUCUAAGGAAAUCCUCACUGAUAGUCAUUUGAAUACAGUAGAGAAUUUACGAAAACGUUCUUGGGACACUGAUCAUCUGGACAACGGGGGUGAUAUCAGUGGUGACGAUUCUUGUGAUUUUUCUUCCGAAUGGUUUAAACUGUCAAAAAGGUCUAGUAUGUCAGGAUCUCUUCUGAAGAAUGAAGAGCAUCUUGAAAGUUGUAAACCCGAACUCAAAACAAGUAAACUUCUUAGAGAAAAUAAAACUCAAAGGUUUACUGAAACAAAGUCUAAACCUACAAAAGUCCGUGGUUCACGUGAACUUGCUAGUCUUCUAACACCACUAGCUAAGUCAGAAAUCGGUCGUGUUCUGGCAGACUCUUAUAGAGUACAAAAAGAAGGUAUCGAACGUGGUUCUUCGAAGUCACAAUUACAUUUUGAACCAAGAUCAGCAUCUGAAGAAGAUUAUAUAUUAAAGAGCAUUUUAUUUCACGGUAUGGAUACAGAAGAUCUUGGUUUCCUUUGUGAAGCUUACCAGUUUUUGCUAAACAAAUGCCACUCACCACUAAAUGCCACUUUAUAUCGUGAUUCCGAAAAAGAUGAUUGUCAUAUAAGUACUGAACAUACCAAUCCUUAUGUUGCCACACUUGUAAGUCUUUCACAUUGGGUAGAGCAUCCACCUACCCUUGUUGCUGAUCCUUGUACUGUAAAAAGUUAUAUUGAUGAUCAUGGUCGACUUGUUAGCUCACGUAAUUUGUCAUCACGACGGAGAAAAUCAGCAUCACGGCGGCACUACAAUAAAACAUCCCGUUCAAAACAUUCUGUAUCUAACAUUUCUUCUGUUCACCAUAGAUCUUUCACACGAUCAUCUGACUCUGAUGAUCUCUAUUCCCCCUUGUCUGAUCAGUCCACUGAUCAUUCUUCUGAUGAAAAUAACAUGAAUAAUUCUGACAAAAAUUCAGUUUGUAAAAAGGAAUCCUCUCCAAGUUACUCACUUCCUAUACAUUCAUUAUAUGGACGCAAAACGAGACGAUGUUGGCCGAAGCUUGAUGAUCAAAUUGUUACAGUAGCUAACUAUGCUGCCUCUUUAAUUGAAAACAUUGAAACAAUUGUGGAUAAUGUUGAUGUUCAUCUUGGCCCCGCAUCUUGUCUACCACCAAUUCAUUUAUCCGGUUCUGCUCGAACACAAGGUUAUUAUCGAAUGCCUUCGGAAGAAAGGUUUAGACGCCCUUGGUCUGUUGGCCGAAGUUUGAUUGGAGAAGAUGGCCGUCGUCGACCGAUUCCUUUAAUGCCUGCAACAGUACAAGCACAACUUGGAGGUGAUGUAGCUUUACAAGCUCUUGGUGAAAAUAUUGAAGAACGCCUAACUGAACAGGCAUCAGAAGCCAAGAAAAAGCAAUUAACACAGUUUCGAGAAGCUCGUUCUGUUCAACGUCGACUUCUAGCUGAAUUUCAGGAUAUAGAAACAGGCGAUUUACUUAAAUUUAACCAGUUGAAGUUCCGUAAAAAGCAACUUAUAUUUGCUAAAUCACCUAUUCAUGCUUGGGGUCUUAUCGCUUUGGAGCCUAUAGCCGCUGAAGAAAUGGUAAUUGAAUAUGUUGGUCAUGUGGUUCGUAAAGGUGUAGCCGAAUUACGAGAGCAUCAGUAUGAAGAUAAAGGUAUCGGUGGUUCGUAUCUCUUCCGAAUUGACGAUGAUUUUGUGAUUGAUGCCACGAUGUGCGGUAAUAAUGCUCGGUUUAUCAACCAUAGCUGUCAGCCUAACUGUUAUGCAAAAAUAAUAAUGGUUGAAAGUAAGAAGAAGAUUGUCAUCUAUUCAAAGAGAGAUAUUAACAAUUAUAAUAUGUAUAUACUUCUAUAUAUAGUUCUGGUGUUUGCUUUAUGA
Messenger RNA from Heterobilharzia americana, 5463 nucleotides. The record is from the annotation of a GenBank genome assembly. Lineage: Eukaryota; Metazoa; Platyhelminthes; Trematoda; Strigeidida; Schistosomatidae.